AUCUACUUUUCCCAGAAUUGUGUAAAAUGAAUGAGUAUGUGGACCACUUUCAGAAAGUAUUGAGCUUCCUUCGUGAACAUCAAAACUUAGUAGACUGCCAUUUAGUUGACUUUAUAACAGACAAUUUAUGGGAAAAAUGUUUACCAGAAAAAUUACGGCUACAACUGCAAGAAACCAAACUCACUAACUAUUUAAAAAAUAAACGCAUGCAAGAUGACAUCGGUACCGAAUUGCACAAUUUUCUUAAAUGUGCAAAGUCAUUAGCUAUGGAUGCAUGUCCAUUCCUAUUGGAACUGAAAGACAUACCAGCAUUUUUGUCGGAUCACUGUAAUAUUAAAUUACAUCCAAAUGAAGGGAACAAUAAUAAAGGAAAAUUUGAAUUCAUGAAAAAUAAAAAAAGACACGAAGUUGAAAUUCUUGCUGGAAUUAUUUCAAAGCUCUCACAGUUGAAUUCAAGUAUUGUAAUAGACAUUGGAGCAGGAAAAGGAUAUUUAUCAACAUAUAUAUCAGAAAAUUAUGGAAUUCCUGUCUUGGCCAUCGAUUCUUCCAAAACUUGUCAUAAUGGGUCAUUAAAGCGCCAACAAUUAAUGAGAAAGAAAAAUGCCCAAUCUACGUCAUUAGUACAUUAUUUAGUACAUCAUGUCAAUGAAAACACAGACUACUUUAAACUAAUAAAAGAGAAUUGUCCUAAUUAUGAACAAUGGAGUAAUGUGAUACUGACUGGAUUACAUACGUGUGGAUCUCUGUCACUGGCCAUUUUAAGGACUUUUAUAAAUUCAGAACAAAUUAAAAGUCUUUGUGUGGUAUCAUGCUGCUAUCACUUAACUCAAGAAUGCCUUAACGGUCAGUAUGAAUUUUCCAAAAAUGCAAGAAUGCUUGCUCAACAAUCGAUGGAAAGAAUCUCCAAGAAGGAAGAAUCUCUCUCUCCAUCGCUGUUUUACAGAGCGGUAUUACAGGUCCUUCUACAAUCAAUGGGAAAAUCUGAAAUCAGAAUAGGUCGCGGUGCGCCUUUGAAAAAUUUUCCAACUUAUGCAAUCUGGGCUUUGAAAAAAAUUGGGAUUCACUCGGAAGAGAUUCCAUCGGAGAAGGAAUUAGAAGAUCUAUAUACAAAUUACAUAGAAUUAGAAUGGAAAAUGAACAUUUUCCAAUUGCUGAGAGUGUACAUGGGUUCUGUCCUAGAAGCUGCCAUACAGCUGGAGAGGGUAAUAUACUUGCAACAAAGUAAGCAGUGCUCCAAAGCUGCAAUAGUGCAGCUCUUCAAUCCUGUUCUAUCUCCAAGAUGUUACGCAAUAAUUGCAUUAAAAUAAUUUUGGAGAUACGGCAAAUUGAAAUAAGCAAAGUACAAAAUGUACAAAUUUAUUUUCACUAAUAAAGUCAGUUGUGAGAUAUAGUCUAUAUAAAAUUUGGAGUACUGUACAUAGAAAUUGGUUAAAAUAUGUAAAAUGUUAAACUUUCAAGUUUUUAUUGGCAAUCAUGAAACACUGAUAAUUAUAGAAAUAUCUUCGAGACAGUAUUCUAAUAAAACUUGAACAGGAAUGUCUUAAGUAAUACUGCAUAAUACCUAAUAAAUUAUCCAUGAAU
Orussus abietinus is the source of this 1581-nucleotide messenger RNA. Its product is annotated as methyltransferase-like protein 25. The record is from RefSeq and is a predicted model, not a curated record. The transcript has 4 exons. The coding region runs from base 27 to 1307 and encodes 426 amino acids. NCBI's taxonomy places the organism in Eukaryota, Metazoa, Arthropoda, Insecta, Hymenoptera, Orussidae.